Messenger RNA from Pseudophryne corroboree (corroboree frog), 3427 nucleotides. Its product is annotated as F-box only protein 2-like. Bases 965 to 1789 code for a protein of 274 amino acids. Gene Ontology annotation, biological process: glycoprotein catabolic process; SCF-dependent proteasomal ubiquitin-dependent protein catabolic process. The record is from RefSeq and is a predicted model, not a curated record. Gene Ontology annotation, cellular component: cytoplasm; SCF ubiquitin ligase complex. The transcript has 7 exons. Lineage: Eukaryota; Metazoa; Chordata; Amphibia; Anura; Myobatrachidae. Gene Ontology annotation, molecular function: protein binding; ubiquitin protein ligase activity.
CUCCUCCUCCUCAGCUGCUGCUGCACAUCACUCCCUGCUCCUCUUCCUCCCAGAACAGAGCAUCUCCCCCCCCGGCUGCUGAGCUGAGGAGAGAUCCAGCCGGGUGACUGGGGCGGAGGAGAGAUCCAGCCGGGUGACUGGGGCGGAGGAGAGAUCCAGCCGGGUGACUGGGGCGGAGGAGAGAUCCAGCCUGGAAGCCGGGUGACCGGGGCGGAGGAGAGAUCCAGCCUGGAAGCCGGGUGACUGGGGCGGAGGAGAGAUCCAGCCUGGAAGCCGGGUGACUGGGGCGGAGGAGAGAUCCAGCCUGGAAGCCAGGUGACCGGGGCGGAGGAGAGAUCCAGCCUGGAAGCCGGGUGACUGGGGCGGAGGAGAGAUCCAGCCUGGAAGCCAGGUGACCGGGGCGGAGGAGAGAUCCAGCCUGGAAGCCAGGUGACCGGGGCGGUGGAGAGAUCCAGCCUGGAAGCCGGGUGACUGGGGCGGAGGAGAGAUCCAGCCUGGAAGCCGGGUGACUGGGGCGGAGGAGAGAUCCAGCCUGGAAGCCGGGUGACUGGGGCGGAGGAGAGAUCCAGCCUGGAAGCCAGGUGACCGGGGCGGAGGAGAGAUCCAGCCUGGAAGCCAGGUGACCGGGGCGGAGGAGAGAUCCAGCCUGGAAGCCGGGUGACUGGGGCGGAGGAGAGAUCCAGCCUGGAAGCCAGGUGACCGGGGCGGAGGAGAGAUCCAGCCUGGAAGCCAGGUGACCGGGGCGGUGGAGAGAUCCAGCCUGGAAGCCGGGUGACUGGGGCGGAGGAGAGAUCCAGCCUGGAAGCCGGGUGACUGGGGCGGAGGAGAGAUCCAGCCUGGAAGCCGGGUGACUGGGGCGGAGGAGAGAUCCAGCCGGGUGACCGGGGUGCAGGAGAGAUCCAGCCUGGAAGCCGGGUGCCUGGGGCGGUGGAGAGAUCCAGCCUGGAAGCAGGUGACCGGGGCUAUGGAGGCACGGCAGAGUAAGCAGCACAGUGACUCCUGGGGUCAGUCUGACACUAGUCAUCUCCCAGAAGACGUCUUGCUGAAGAUCCUGACGUUCGUCCCUGCCCCUGACCUCAUCCACCGCUGCAGACUGGUCUGUACCCUAUGGCGGGACAUUGUAGACUCCCCAACUCUAUGGACAGUAAAGUGUCAGCGAAUGGGCUACAUCACAAAGAGCUGCAGGAAGCUCCCCGCAGACCGGAAACACUUUUACUACUUAUCCAGCCUGAAACGGAACUUGCUUAAAAAUCCACGUGCACUGGAGGGUUUCCAGUCCUGGGUCAUAGAGUCAGAUGGAGGCGACAAAUGGGCGGUGGAGGAUCUGGCGGACGAGUCUGAAACACGUCUUGCGGGCGAGAAAGUCACCAAAUACUUUGUUACAUCCUUCCGCACUUGUUUAAAGUCUCAGCUGAUUAACCUCAGGAGAGCAGGAUACGGGAGACACUUAAUGGACCAUGUACAACCAGACAUUGUGAUCAGAGACUGGUACGCGGCUCGGACGGAUUGCGGCUGUCAGUAUGAGGUUCUGGUCCAGCUGCAGUCAGGGAAGAGGAGACUCAUACAGGAGUAUAAACCAGAGAAAGUGAUCAUACCGGAGGAACGCCUGGAUGCAGAUGACACACACCUUUCGGAACUACGGUCCAGGAGUGCGAUAUAUUUAUUUUCAACAUGGAGGAAAAGACACAAAGUUCUGGGCCGGCUGGUACGGGGUUCGAGUGACCAAUACCAGCGUCACGGUAGAGCCGGAGGAUCUCUGCACCUAAUCCCUGCACCGCACACAAAAUGAAUGUGUCCGUAUAAUGGCAUGAUGGUUCCUGUGUGUGUCACUGCAAUGGCUGUAUAGUUUCCUAUCUCCUGGCGUUACCACGCUCAUCAUUGCCCCAAGCCCAGUUCCACGUAUUCCUACCGCUAUAGCGAGCGAUACUUACAGCACUUAUUAUUAAUGCAGGGGGAGAAACGCGUCGGUGAUGUAUCUGGGUUGCAGAUCUCAGUAGGUAGCACUGGGUAGGUCAGACGUAAGGAAACAAAUUACUGUAUGCAUUACUUCCAUCAUCCUAAUCAUUGUCUGCUUACUCUGUGGUGGUCUCUGGUUCAGCAACCACUGAGGUGUCCUGGAGGAGGAGGGCUGGAGCAAUACGGUAUAUACCUCCCAGUGUGGAAGGAAAGGUCAUAUACUCUGGGAUGUGAGAUGAAGUGUCCCCGGGAGUGUGACGCUUACAGUCCACUUCCAGUAAUUCCUAUCAAAGUGUUUUCUAUUGGCGGCAUAUCCAGAUCCGUGAGUCCGGCAGCAGCCACAGUAGCUGGGUGUGGUUAUGACAAGGUCUGAUUGGAUGAUGUAACGUGUCUAACGCCUUACAUAGGUGAAAGCUGCCGCUGACUUUAUCCACCCUUGGAAAUACCCAUAAAAUUUUGGCAGUUAAAUUUUAUAUAUAUAUAUAUAUAUAUAUAUAUAUAUAUAUAUACACAUACAUACAUAGUGGGAGUUUAGAAAGUGCCUCCUCAGUGACUGUGUGCUAAGUUAUACUGGUUUCUGUAAUAAUCAAUGAUAUAUAUAUUUAAUUAUCUUUUUAUUACUGUUAAUAAACUAACGUUAUGGAAAAUAUUGUAAUUAAUAGAAAUUGUUGUAAUGAGUUUUCACUCAGAUAAUGGCAUCUAUCUGGGGCGUCAGUUCCCCAGCGCUGAUGCAGGACACAGGCCUAGCCCCUUACUCCGACAACCCACGCUGCCAACCAUCGUCAUCGGAUGCGGUGUCUGCGGUCGUUGCACUCGGAUGGCGGAUGCUGGCAUUAUGCAGCUUCUUUCCUAUAGGCGCCUCCUGCAUUAUUACACAGCGGUGUGUUCCGCGCCCAUCUCUGGACCAGGACUAUAGUUCUAUGUGAGGAAGAAGCCUCUGUAGGUUACACCGUCCUCAUGACACACACAUUGUGGGUUACUGAUCUCUUUAUGGGUGGUUCCCAGCGAGCAAACGUCACCCUCCAAACACCGGCAAGUACAAGCGGCGAAUCUGCAAGACUGACGCGUUUCACAUACCGGUGCAUUGUACUUGUAUUUGGGAGACCUCUAGAUUCCAGGUUACCGGAGCAUUCAGAGAAGCACACUGAUGCCGCAACGCUUCCCAAUGUGACAUCACCAGUGGGUUCCGUCUCAUCAGCAACAGUGGCUUCCGCGUUCAUGCAUGUUACUAGUACUGGAAAUGAGGCCUCAGGGUUUGUGGCUCUUCUGUCAGCAGAGCUUUACUAUAUAAAGAAAAGAACACUCUGCGCUAUUUGGAAACCUUCCAGACUCCAAAUAAAGUGAAUUCUUAUGUAUACAUAAAACACCCUUUUAUUCCAGAUUAAAGUAAUCACAUAAAUCUCCAAGGAAAGGUCACAAGCCUGAGAUCGAGUCCAUAUGUCUAAAAUAAAAUGAUUAUUGUUGUUAUUUU